Molecule: messenger RNA, 1014 nt
Organism: Cryptomeria japonica (Japanese cedar)
Lineage: Eukaryota; Viridiplantae; Streptophyta; Pinopsida; Cupressales; Cupressaceae
Product: putative leucine-rich repeat receptor-like serine/threonine-protein kinase At2g24130
Exons: 2
Coding region: 1-1014 (337 amino acids)
Biological process (GO): protein phosphorylation
Molecular function (GO): protein kinase activity; ATP binding
Source: RefSeq, a predicted model, not a curated record
AUGUAUGAUGAAGUUGUAGCUGCAACUGGUGGCUUUAGUGAGGCAAAUCUUAUAGGCAUUGGUAGCUUUGGAUCUAUUUAUAAAGGGGUUUUAAACAAUGGUAGAAAUGUUGCAGUUAAAGUUUUCAAUCUGCAAGAGGAAAAUGCUCAUCGAAGUUUUAGUAAAGAGUGCAAGAUAUUGAAAAGGGUUAGGCAUCGGAGUAUAAUUAAGAUCAUAUCAGCUUGUUCUAACCUUGAGAUUAAUGCUUUGAUUCUUCCUUUUAUGUCAAAUGGAAGUUUGGAGCGGUUGUUAUAUCCUUCUGAAGGAGAUGAAUGCAUCUUCAACUUGAGUGAUCGAUUAAGGAUAGCAAUAGAGAUAGCACAUGGAAUGAAAUAUUUACAUCAUCAAUGUUUUGUACAAGUGAUUCACUGUGACUUGAAACCUAAUAAUAUAUUAUUAGGUGAUGAUAUGACUUCAUAUGUAGCAGAUUUUGGUAUUUCCAAAUUAUUAUUUGGAAAUUCUGUGGAUUCAUUAACUUUCACGAAUGCACUAAAAGGUUCUAUUGGCUAUAUUGCACCAGAAUAUGGAAUGGGUGGAAGAGUUUCAACAAAAGGAGAUGUAUAUAGUUAUGGAAUUCUACUCCUAGAGUUGUUGGCAAAGAGGAAACCCAUAGAUAACAUGUUUGUAGAAGGAAUCAAUCUUCAAAGGUGGGUAGGGCUGAAUUUUCCAAAUAAAAUUACAGAAGUGGUUGAUAAUGCCAUCCUUAAAAAUGUAAAUGAAUCUGAAAAUCCAACGGUUCUUUCAUGCCUCACUCAAUUUAUGGAAGUGGGGUUGGUUUGCACAAGGGAAUUGCCUCAACAACAGCCAAAUAUGGUAGACAUAGUUGAAAGAUUGGAAAAAAUUAGAGAUACACUUAAUGGUAUUCAUGGAGGUUUUCAACUACCAAUAGAUAUCUCACAUUUGGUUGAGGAUACACGUCAUGCCAGAAAUAUGAAUUCAAGCAACCAUGACAACUGGUCUACAUCUUCAUACUAG